This is a messenger RNA of Juglans microcarpa x Juglans regia, 1251 nucleotides long. RefSeq names its product triadin. NCBI's taxonomy places the organism in Eukaryota, Viridiplantae, Streptophyta, Magnoliopsida, Fagales, Juglandaceae. The record is from RefSeq and is a predicted model, not a curated record. The transcript is spliced from 4 exons. Bases 182 to 1141 code for a protein of 319 amino acids.
AUACGGAAGAUGUUAUUCGAAACCCGAAAAACAGAGGGGCUAUUAGUUCUUGCAAGUUUAUUCAGCAAAAUAAAAUUCCGAAAGGUACCGGAAUAUCUCUACUUCAAAAGGAAAAACCCUAAUCGUCCUUUACUUCUCACAAAAUCUACUAUUUCCUGCGGGUUUUAACCUUACGAAGAAGAUGCCCUCCGAGGAUUCGAAGCCCGUGAGGGUGGAGGUGGAGGACGAGGAAGAAGCCGACGACGAGCAGAGCCUGGGUUCUAUUCUCGAAGGGCGCAAGAAGAAACCCUCUAAUAUAAGUGAUGGUUCGGCCAAACCUCGGCCCAAAGAAGCCAAAGUGAAGAAAGAAGAGCCCCUAGGCGAUAACGAUGAUGAUAAUGGCAAACCCAUUAAGGCUUCUCUUUCCUCCGUUUCACGCUCCAAAGUUAAGAAGGAAGAUAAUGAUGAUGACGAUGACAAGCCCCUCGCAAAACGGAGCUCUAACACCAAGCCUGACAAGGAACUGAAGAAGGCAAAGAUAAAGGAGGAGGGGAAGAAAAAGAAGAAUGUAGAUGCGGCAGCAGAGAAGAAGAAGAGGGAGAAGAAGGUUUAUGAUUUGCCUGGUCAGAGGCGAGACCCUCCUGAUGAGAGAGAUCCCCUCAGGAUUUUUUACGAAACUCUUUAUCAGCACAAUCCAAAUAGCGAAAUGGCACAGUUCUGGAUGAUGGAAUCUGGUUUGCUUUCCAAAGAGGAGUCAAAGAAGGUUUAUGAGAAGAAGCAGAAGAAAAAUAAUCAGCAGAAGAUUAGUUCCCCAGCCCAAGCUGUAGCUACUGUGAAGCGGAGUACUCAGUCUGUUAGUGUUAAAAGAAAACUACCAUCUUCAAACAAAAAGAGGACGACAGACUCAAUUGUUGCAUCGAAUAAGCAGAAGAUUAAAGGUGGAAGCUCUGAGGAUGAAUCUGAUGAUGACAUUGUUUUAGCUAGAAAGAAAAAAUCAUCCCCCCUACUUUCUUCUAAUAAACAGAAGACAACAGUGUCCAAAGUUUCAUCAAAGCAGUCUAAGAAGCGGAAACAGUUUGAAGAUGAAAGCUCCGAGAAUGAAUCAGAUGAUGACUUUGAAAUUGAUUCGCGCAGAGUUUUUAAGAAGCAGCGAGCAGCUUAACUAUGUUGGAUAAUAUCUAUUUUCCAAUUAACUACUAUUAACGCUAAUAUUGUCAAUGUCCUUAUUGCGCAUUGAUGUUAUAGAAGAUUCAACUGUAAUUUUGACUUCUA